Messenger RNA from Necator americanus (New World hookworm), 261 nucleotides. RefSeq lists its product as uncharacterized. NCBI's taxonomy places the organism in Eukaryota, Metazoa, Nematoda, Chromadorea, Rhabditida, Ancylostomatidae. The record is from RefSeq and is a predicted model, not a curated record. The coding region runs from base 1 to 261 and encodes 86 amino acids. The transcript has a single exon.
AUGAAAAAUGGGUCCUCUUCGUUAACCACACCCACAAACGUGCGUGGGUGCGCUGGCGAUGAAAUGCCGUAUCCUUUCGUGAAAGGUGAAAUCCAUGAGAAGAAGGUAAUUCUGAGCGUCUGGUGGGAAGUACCGUUUCGAACUGCUGCCGGACAACACGACAGUUACUACCGAGGUCUACUGCGCUCAACUGCCAAGACUAACCGACAAGAUCCGCAAGGAGCACCCGAAGCUCAACAACGUCGGCCUGCUGCACGUUAA